Messenger RNA from Punica granatum (pomegranate), 875 nucleotides. Lineage: Eukaryota; Viridiplantae; Streptophyta; Magnoliopsida; Myrtales; Lythraceae. The record is from RefSeq and is a predicted model, not a curated record.
AGUCAUAUUCAUCUUGCUCUGACAACCAUUGGAGCAGCCCCAGAACCUUUAUGGCAGAGCGGAGUGAAAGAUGGGUUACUCUGCAGCUCUUCACCUCCAUCAAUGGCGUCAGCUCGAAGCUCAGAAUCUCCUGGAAAGCCGGAAGCUUUGCAUCAGUUGCAAGAAGUCAUCUUUCAGCUACGGAGGAGGAGGAAGUGGACUGAAUCAGAGCCGUCGUCCACUCGCGGUGAAGCUAAAGAGCCAGAACCCUUUCUCAGAUCCUCCGAAAUGCUCCAUCAGUGGAGGAUCAGCACCUUCAGGGGAAGACUUUGAGGGCAAAGAUGAGCAGUUGCAGAGCCAACAGGCCAAGGGAUUUUGGAGCAAAUGGAAGGCUAACUCGGCUGAAAUGAGUGCGAAGCUAGCGAAGUUAGGACUUGCGGCAGUGCUUGCUUACGGCCUCUUUGAUGGGGUCACGUACACUACUUUCUUCAUACUCGCGUUCUGUGGAUACGAGAAGAGUACAGGGAAGAACCCUGCUGCUAAUCUGCAGGCACUACUAGGGAUUGUUAUCCUUAUGUGGACCGGGAAUAAUGUGACGAGGCCGUUCCGAGUGGCUGGAGCAGCUGCCCUGGCACCUGUAAUUGAUAGAGGACUGAAGAAGAUUCAGAAAUACUUGAACCUUCCUGGCACUGUCUAUGCCUUUGCACUUGUUGUCGCCAUUGUGGCAUCUGUCUGUCUCACGAUCAUCGGAUUGCUUAUCCUCUCAAGAUGGGGGAAAUGAGUCGCUCCGCUAAUGCUUCUGCCCAUUGUAGUUUUACUUGUACCAAUUUUUGGCCUCUUGAGAAUGAAUUGAAUCAAACCGCUGAGAACUGUUUCAGUUAUCAUAAUCUUGGGUA